AUCCAUAUACUGGAGAAAUGUUUAGAAAAUGGUACUUAUAUAAGAAUGUUGCACUAAUAUUUAGCAACAAGUUGCCAUCAGUUCUCGACAAAGUCUGUACCAUUUGGCUCAACCAGAAUUGUUCUCUAUUAGGAAAUUUAAUAUUGUCGCAAAAAAAAUAUGGACUUUAAAAGCAACUUUGUUGGAUACCUAAUGGCUGCCAUGUUAAUACUUUUUUCUAUGAGUUCUAUCAAUGCAUAUAGAAAACCGCCAUUCAAUGGAAGCAUAUUUGGAAAAAGAACUAUGACGACGGCUGGAAAUUAUAAUAAUUUAGAUUAUGAAAAUCCAAGUAAAUCUUUUUACGCCAUGUGUGAAAUUGCAUCUGACGCUUGUCAAGCAUGGUUUCCAAGUGUAGAAAAGAAAUAAAUACUUCAAUUCUAAUCGUCGAAUAAAAUUAAGGGGCAGAUUGAGCCCCUGAUAAAUUAGGAAACCACAAUUACCCUUAGAUGAAUAUUAUUUUAUUCUCGUAGUGAGUUUAAUAAGUGUUUUAAUUUUUAUGCUUAUCCUUAAAUGGUUUUCUUUUUAUCAAAUAAUUGAAACAAGUUGUAUGAUUCAUUUAAUAUUUAUUAAUAAAAUUAUUUAUACAGUGUAGUAUAAGGGCAAAUAAAAAUAUAUAUUUUUUUUUGAGAUUUCUUUUAAAAAAAUGAAAAUUGUAUAAAAUUACAUCAAAUAUUUAUUAUUUCUUUAAGGGUGUAAACUAAACACUCAUAAAUUUGUAUUUAUUUAGUCUAAUUAGAGAAAUAUCUAUAAGUUAUCUAAUAGUUUCACUUCUCCUCACAAUAAAAUAUAUAAUUGCCAAAUCUUGAGCAAUUUCAAUUUUUUAAUUCUUCACGAUCUUAAAUAUUUUACUUUUUACUUGUUUCCCCAGGUAAUUAUCAUUAUCAUACCUUUUCUAGCUUGUAUAAAUUAUUAUGGAAAUAAUUCCUGAUCGUUAAUAGCCUAAAUUUGUCCAUAAUAUUAAAUUUAGAAUAAAAUACUAUAUAUUUGUUAUUUAUACCUAGGUAGUCAAUUUGUAGUGUAAUUCUAAAAAUAAAUGCUUUUAACAAACCUAA
Messenger RNA from Daktulosphaira vitifoliae (grape phylloxera), 1091 nucleotides. It is a transcript of the gene SIFa, whose product is annotated as SIFamide-related peptide. The record is from RefSeq and is a predicted model, not a curated record. The transcript is spliced from 4 exons. The coding region runs from base 160 to 405 and encodes 81 amino acids. NCBI's taxonomy places the organism in Eukaryota, Metazoa, Arthropoda, Insecta, Hemiptera, Phylloxeridae.